Messenger RNA from Quercus robur (English oak), 2471 nucleotides. RefSeq lists its product as uncharacterized. Gene Ontology annotation, biological process: nuclear DNA replication. The transcript is spliced from 14 exons. Gene Ontology annotation, cellular component: nucleus. The coding region runs from base 400 to 2301 and encodes 633 amino acids. NCBI's taxonomy places the organism in Eukaryota, Viridiplantae, Streptophyta, Magnoliopsida, Fagales, Fagaceae. The record is from RefSeq and is a predicted model, not a curated record.
UUUUCUAUUUCACCAAGCUCUCUUGACACACAAACGGUAUCUAACGCUAAGCACAAACGGCGUCAAAUCACAGAGGGGAGGGAAAUCAAAUUUCGUUCAAACAAUUCCCAAAUUCCUCAACUUUACCGCAUUUUUUCCCACUCCACUCCACUCCACUCAACACAACCCAACUCUCUCUCUCUCUCUCUGUGCGGGUUUGCCCUAAGCCCAAAUUUCUAACAUUUGGGGCAAACAAAUCGAUUCGAAACCCUAGAUUUUCAUCGCUCUUUCUCGACGCACAGGCAAAGAUAAUCUGGUGGUUUUGAAUCGCUUGCAUUGAUUUGAAUUGAUCGUAGAAGGCGGUGAGUUGAGUGGUUGAGUAGUGGUGGCGGUGGUGGUGUUCUGAACAGUAUAGAUAGAAUGGCAAAGGUCGCUGCACAAGCACCUAGUUCUUUGCAAAUCGGCGGAGGAGGAGCUAUGAAGGCUAGCACGGGACUCAGAAGGAAAACACCAUCAGAACUCAGAGGGGAGCAGUUGAAGCAGACAAAUGUUAUAGACCUUGUAGAUGAAUCUCCAGGCCCUUUGGUUGGUACAGCAAAUGACACUAAUGAGGUGGAUAAUGGGCUCAAGAAACCUGAAAUCUCAAAGAAUCCAAGAUACAUUGACACCCGAAUGGAUGAAGUAUUUCCUGUUAAAAAGUCCAGGGUUAGAAUGCUUUCUGGAAAAGAAAAUGCUAAGGAAAAUAACUCAAUUGAGCAAACUGGCAGCCUUAAGAAUAUAUCUCUAAUUUCAUCCUUGGCUGCCAAGAGACGUCACCAACUUUUAAGUAGAGAAGGUUCUGUUGCUUCUGAAGAUGCCAAAGAUGGUGCAGCGCAAGUCUUUCAAUCAAUUGGAAAGUGUAGUCAAAGUACAUUUCGUAGUGUUAACGAGAUUUCAUCAGUCAGUGAUAAAUCAUCUGGCUUGGCAACGAUUGAUAUGGAUAAAGCGUUAAAAGGUCUGGCUGCCCUUGAUCCCCCUGCCAUUUCUGGUUCACAUUUUGAUUCUUCUGAAAGACCCGGGGAUCCUACAUCAACUUAUUCUGGCAAUUUUUGCUCAGAGUGCCACUUACCUGGCCGAAAGGCUCCUCUAGAUUUUACUCUGAAAACUUGUGUGCGAAUGGUGUCCUCUUCCCCGGUGAAUCGGAUUCAUAGGUCAAUCAUAUCUGGUACCAUGCCCCAGUUCACAUUCCAAUUUGGUCAUUCUGAGGAUCAAAACAACAGUCAUAGCUCCGUUCUCACAUCAACUUCACAUGUUUUAAGUUCUAAAGUUAUGCAUUCAUGGGUUUACCCUCAAUCUACCUUACCAUCUUCUCUCAUAUCAGUGUUGAUUUCAUCAGCAGCAGAGGGAGUGGAAAUGGAUUUCUUAAGAAAACGACAGCUUGCAUGGGAGGACUCUUUUCGGAGUCUCUACUACAUGCUUCGGAAUAAUGUUUGUAAUCUAUUUUAUGUGUGUACUUCACAUUUUGUGGUGAUGUUCAACGGUGGUGAUAGCUUGGGGAGGAACAAGCGCUCGUGCAAUGCUUAUAUCUCGCGGUCAACCAGAGGUUUGAGGUCAAUGUUAAGAGAGCAUGAUGUUUGUUUCUCUAUGCCUCUUUGCCACUCCAAAGUAGAGCAAGUAACUACUGAAGAUCUGGUUGAGCUCUCAGAGAUCGAGAAGCAUAAUUUGGGCCAGACUCGGCGCCUGAGUUCCUUGUCUGACAUCGAUAAUAGCUCACAGUCGUUGCUGGUUUUCAGUGGCAAUAAGAAUGUACAUGGUUUGUAUGAUUUUUUGUUAAAUUAUAGAUCUUUCUUGACCUCCUUGACUGCUAUGGAUGUUCCUUUAUUAUGUUCACCUGUGCCAUUUCAGAAUGCCGCUCUUUCUGCUCCAGAGGUUAGAUGCAUGGAGUUGAAAAGGGCAGACCAUAUUGCUGCACCUCCCAAAGGUUCCACUAAAGAUGGUGAGUGCAUACAAGGUUCAUCUGCUGGUCUCUGCUAUACCAUUGAAAUUAAGGAUGCAUAUCUUCCACCAUGGAUUAUAUGCAGUGUAUGCGCAGUUAUGGGUUCUGAAGGCAGAAGCUUUGAGGCAAGUUUUAUAACAGAGCCUACCUCGGUUGGCUUGAAUGUAGCCCUUGGAGCAACUUGUGAGAAAUCUGAUUCUCAAGCUGCAGCAGGCGAAGGCUUGCAAGAAAGUAGCUUUGCUUUUGGUAUUCCAGAAGCCAUUGUUACUCCUUCCUUGUGCUCAGGAUAUUUAAAAGGGUUGAAAUAUGACAAUGGUUCUUAUACAGCUUCUCUUUCUCCUAUAUGACAUUCUGCUUUCAUGAUCCAAAGAUACAGCAAUCAUGUUUUCACAAAUUGUUGCUGAUUGAUUUGAUCCUCAAACCCAGAUUGAUCCGUUUUUUUUGCAUUUUGAUUUUGUAUAAUCUUAUGAGUAAUAUUUCUUGGCUAAUGCUUCUAUAAAAGUCUUUUAUCAUCUCA